This is a messenger RNA of Penicillium salamii, 1566 nucleotides long. The record is from the annotation of a GenBank genome assembly. NCBI's taxonomy places the organism in Eukaryota, Fungi, Ascomycota, Eurotiomycetes, Eurotiales, Aspergillaceae.
AUGGGGGCCCAAACUACAAACCCCUCCGGCGAGGAUGCUUCGGUUGAUCAUCUGGACUCUGUCAUUCCGUCAGACACCACUCCUUGGUGGAAGCAGAAGCACCUUUUGCGUCUCAAUUUCAUCAUCCUGUCGUUGGUAUUGUACUCAUCGGCCAAUGGAUUUGAUGGCUCAUUGAUGAACGGCCUCGAGGCAUUGGACCAAUGGAAAAACUUCAUGGACCAUCCUGCCGGCGCUUGGCUCGGCUGGAUAAAUGCAAUUUAUUGGCUUGGUACUGGUGUUGGAUAUCCAACAGCCUCCUGGAUUGCCAAUCGCUACGGGCGCAGACCAGGGAUUUACGUGGGUUACUGCUUCUUGAUCCUGGGCAGCUUUCUUCAGGCAUUCGCACCUAACGAUAAAGCGUUCCUAAUGGCUCGAUUCUUCUUGGGUAUUGCCUCUGCUCUGUUCGGAAACGCCGCCCCCCUCCUGAUCAAUGAGAUUGCCUACCCUACCCACCGCAGCUUCCUCAACUUGCUGUUCAUGUCGGGUUGGUACGUUGGUGGAACAGUCGCCGCCUGGGUGGUGUUUGCUUCGCGAACAUAUUCAUCAGAGUGGUCUUGGCGACUUCCAUCGUUGUUGCAGGUACUGGUGCCUCUGGUUGCCUUGCCGGGAUUCCUUCUCGCCCCGGAGAGUCCUCGUUGGUUGGUCUCAGUAGACCGAGAGGAGGAAGCGCGUGCAAUCCUUGCAAAGCAUCAUGCUGCGGGUGACGCCUCCUCUCCUCUGGUAGCCUACGAAUACCAACAAAUUGUUACAACCAUUCGCGCAGAAAAAGCGGCAAGCAGUGACGGUUCCUAUGCGGAGAUGGUGAAGACUCCUGGUAACCGUCAUCGCCUGCUAAUCUCCAUCACCCUGGGAAUGUUCUCCCAGUGGGUUGGAAAUGGUGUGAUCUCAUACUAUCUGUCUCUCAUAUUAACUUCAAUCGGGGUCACCAAGGUUCGAGACCAGACACUUAUUUCCGCUUGUCUGCAGAUGUGGGAUUUGGUGUUUGCCGCUCUUGGUGCAGUCUUGAUUGAUCGACUAGGACGUCGCCCACUAUUCUUGGCAUCUGCUGCCAUUAUGUUUGUGAGCUAUGUCCUCGUCACAGCACUCUCUGGAAGCUUCGCAAAGACAGGAGAUACUGCAACAGGCGGUGCUGUUAUCCCCUUCCUUUUCAUCUUCUUUGCAGGAUAUUGCAUUGCCCUCACGCCCUUCCUUACCUCCUACCCUUGCGAAAUCUGGCCCUAUCGUUUGAGAUCCCGUGGUCUCACCGUGACCUGGCUUGCUGCCAUUGUGGGGAUGUUCUUCAAUACAUUCGUGAACCCGAUCGCAUUAAAUGCGAUUGCUUGGAAAUACUAUAUCGUGUUUGUGGUUGUGUUGAUUAUGUUCGGCAUCACAGCAUACUUCUUCUACCCCGAAACCAAGGGCUACUCGCUUGAGGAAAUCUCGACCAUUUUCGACGGACCAAGGGAAGGAAGCGCUGAUCACAAACUACCCGUGGACAUUGAAGAUGCAAAGCCCAAAUUAUCCGCCGUUCAUGAUGAAGUGGCUUGA